GAAAAUGCUAAAGACGGACACUCGAUCGAUGGAACCGGCGAUAAAAAGGUGGCGGUGAACGACCUUGACGUGUACUUUCAGUUGAAAUUUGCGGGUGAUAAACUGAAGAGAACGCUUGACAGCCAGAAAGAUGAACGUACCACGUUCCUUGUGGAUAGCUGGCAGAAGAAGCUGCUUGACGCGGUCGACAGCGACACAUCGUGCGUUAUAUCAGCACCUACAUCCUCCGGAAAGACGUUCAUCUGCUUUUACGCGAUAGAAAAGGCGAUUGCAGAGGGCAGGCAGCUCAUAUUCUGUGUGCCUACCAAGGCACUCGUGAAUCAGGUGGCAGCAGACAUCCUCAUACGCUUCGGUGAUCGUUGCAAGUACGGCAUCGUUAUGCCCGAUUAUCAGGUGAACGCACAGUGCGAUGUACUCGUAACGGUGCCCAUGAUGUUAGAGGCGCUGCUCGAGAGCGAUUUGGAGCGCACGGCCGAGACAGCACACAAGCGCAACAAGCCCGGUCUACCUGCGUGCCACGAUACGAUCGUUAUAAUCGACGAGAUCCACAAAAUCAACUCGGAUGAGAUGGGCGCAUACAUCGAGCGUAGCGUGCACAAAGUGAAAGGGCCGCUGAUCGUGCUGAGUGCAACGCUUGGCGAUAACAACCGGGUGUAUGAGUGGAUACGUGCCGUUGAGGGAAUGAAAGGAAAGGAGUGUGUGCUGGUUGAGCACAAGGAGAGGUACUGUGAGCUGAGGAACUACUACUACAAUGGGGAGAUGGUCGGGAUCAGCCCGUUGGUAGGGUAUGGUGGGUACGUCCAUGAGGAUGGUGGACUGGGCGGCAAAUCGAGAAAUUGUUUGGAUGUGCAGACGGGCAGGGAGUGCGGUGCUGGAUCGGGUGGUGGUGUGGGAAAGAAUUUGGACGACGAAUCGGAUGGCGGCUUGAAUGGCGGGCUGAAGGGUAUGCCGGGCCACGGGCCUGAUUUACAUCCGUGCGAUGGGGGGAUGCGCACUCCUGCGAGAUCGGACCCGUUACGUGCUGAGAACGCCAAUCUGCUGCCCGAGGAUGUCCUGAAACUGUACUACUCCGUAUUCGAGAUAAUAAAAGAGAAUAAAGCGCUGAAGAAGGAGUACAAGGCGCUGCGCUUCAAAAAAUACUUCAAGAGCAACAUCAUAACGAAGAAGGACGUACGGGCGUACUGCUCAAGCAUUUUUGCGUUCGUGAAGAAGCACGGCUUGAUGAAGCAAACGAUCGAGUUGAUGAACAGAGAGACAGAGGAUGCAUUUAAAAUACGCAGCGAUGUAAAAGAACUGAACAACCUCAUAGAAACGCUCAAGAAGAGCGACAUGCUGCCGUGCAUCGUGUUUAACAUGGACAGGGAGUGUGUGAACGAAUUCGCUGUCUCGCUGUUCAACCUCGUGCAGAAGAACGAGGUGGUGCAGAAAGUCGCACGCAUCAAAGUGCCAAAGAAUAAAUCAUUGGUCAAGAAGAGGGACGAGUGGAUGGAGGAGAGUGCGCGUGAAGAGGAGAUGAGCAAUGCCGUUGUACCACGCGAUGAUUACAUGAUAGAGAAGAUCAGCGAUGAAGAGCUUGAUGAGCUGGUGGCAGACGUGCGCGUAAAUCCGGUGUACAAGAAAAUGCUGUACUACGGGAUAGGCGUGCAUCACAACGGUAUGAACAAAAAGUACCGGGAGAUCGUUGAGAUUCUGUUCAGGAACAAAAACUUGGGCGUGGUGUUUUGCACGCACACGCUCAGUCUUGGCAUUAACAUGCCGUGCAAGACCGUGGUGUUUGCGGGUGAUAGCGACCGGCUGGACAGGAUCAGUGUGGUGCAGAUGAGCGGACGGGCGGGCAGAAGAGGAUACGAUACGAUCGGACAUGUCAUUUUUGUGGGCUUUGAGGGGUACCGGAUCAGGAGAUUGAUGCGCGAUGGUGAAAGCGUGGUCAAAGGGUACAGUAACAGCGUGUAUGGGUGGAUGUGGGCCGGUGGAGAGUACAUGAGGAGCAUGGCCGAGCAUUGCUUCAGCGUUCUUGCCGAUGAUCGCGUGGUGGGCACGGACGAGGACAGCGGUAAUCGGGGUGGUGGGGUGCAUGCAAGCAGCAGCACGGAUGGCAGUGAGAAUAGGGCGAAACACGGCGAUGGAGAUGACAACAGCGCAAUGCUUACGGACCAGCAGCGUGGAACGGCUAGCAGCGCCUUACAUCCGCAACUUACAUCGAUAAUAGAGCGGUCACCCUACCAAAGGCAAAUUGAGAACGUGUUUGCCGUGCUCGUGCGCUACGAUUUCAUUAAAGUGGAGAACGGCACGUUCUAUAGGACCAAAUGGGGGGAUCUUCUCCUGUUCAACGAGAUGAGCGAUCCCCUGCUUUUCCUGAUACUCCUGAGGAACGGUGCAAUUGAUUUGGACGGAAUGAGCGCGAAGACGUUCUUUAUGGUGCUGUGUCACUUUGUAGAGGUACGGUGGACGUACAGGGAUAGCGGCGAUGCGCCUCCGAUCCUUGAGGAUCUUCCCGAGCGUGUAGAACGCUGUCUUGCCGGCAUCAACGCAGCAUACCCCACCAAGCUGAAGAUAACACCGACCAAUACGCAGCUCAUACCUCCGUUCCUGCACGCUCAUCCCUGCCAGAGAAAGGAUGCAUACCUGUACAAUUUCUUUGUGGGUGGCAGGAAGGGGUGUGAACACAUUCCUAUGGGCGAUUUGUGGCAGAUCUGCUUUAGAGUUAACAAAUUGCUGGGCAGCUUGGUUGAGGUGCUUGAUGGGAAGGGUAAGCGGGUGGUUAAGGAUGUUAAUGAAGUGUUUAAGACUAAAUUUGAGGAGUUGCAUGCUUAG
Molecule: messenger RNA, 2814 nt
Organism: Vavraia culicis subsp. floridensis
Lineage: Eukaryota; Fungi; Microsporidia; Pleistophoridae
Exons: 1
Cellular component (GO): cytoplasm
Molecular function (GO): nucleic acid binding; ATP binding
Source: RefSeq, a predicted model, not a curated record